CAACUCCAGGCAUCUGCUUUCCUGGAUGUGCGCAGGGGAGAGGGAGAAGCUAGGACACCCAUGGAAGCUUUCCCAGCAACGGGCAGGUUCAGAACGGCGUCCUGGGUCUGUCCCUAGAAAUGGGAGGCUCGUAUCUUACGUAAUGUCUAUUUGCUACUCUAGUUUCACCCCCACCCCCACGUCUUGCAGGACGCACAGUGAAGUUGUAACGGUGGAGAAAGUACCGGCUUUCCGUGUCUGCAGUCAUCCAACAGAGACCAUCGGAGUUAGGUGAAAACUUGAGCACUGGUAAAUCAGAGGGAAGAGGAAAGCAGUCCUCAGUCCUCCGUCUGUGGACAGCGGCAGCCGCGCGUAGGGUGCGGGCGGAGGGGCCCGCAAAGCAUGGACACAGCUUGAUGACGCUGCGUUCAGUGUGGGGCGGCUAUUGGGUUACGACGCUGAUAAAGGUUAAAAUCCGCUUUCAGGAAUCUUGGGGCAGUGGUUUCGCAUCCUAGGGACAUGAACAGGAGGCGCUGAGGGCUGUCACAGGGGUGUGCGACCAGAAGGGCACGGACGACGGGCAGAAGGCGCCCUCCGGAGAAUGCGCAGGCGCGGCCCCGCCUCCCGGCGCGCUCCGGGGGAACGGAAUGGGGCGUGGUCUUGAGCGCCCACAUCUACGCAUGCGCGCCCCGCCCACCGGCGCGCGCUGCAGAAAACGGGGCGGGGCGUAGUCUCGCGCUUCUGUCACUGAGCACGCGCGGCUCCGCCCGCCGGCGCGCCGGAGGCCGCUAGUGCGCUGUCUAGCUUGUUUUGCACGGUGCUCUGCUGCGCGUGACCCGUCCACCCCGCUGACCCCGCUCCGCCAUGGCGGCCUUGAGGACUCUGGUGGCGCCGAAGCUAGCGGCAGCCUCCGCGCUCGCGUCCCUCCCCGGACGCCUGCGGCUGAUCCCUUCCGACGGGCGUGCGCCCUCCCCACGCGCGGCCCUUCACGGCUCCGCGCCGCGCCCGGGGGCCAGGGUCGCGCUGGUGCUGUCCGGCUGCGGAGUCUACGACGGGACGGAGAUCCACGAGGCCUCUGCGAUCCUGGUACACCUGAGCCGUGGAGGUGCUGAGGUUCAGAUUUUUGCCCCUGAUGUCCCUCAGAUGCAUGUGAUUGACCACACCAAGGGGCAGCCUUCUGAGAAUGAGAGCAGGAAUGUUUUGGCAGAGUCAGCAAGGAUCGCUCGAGGCAAGAUCACUGAUCUGGCCCAGCUCAGUGCAACCAACCAUGAUGCCGCCAUCUUCCCUGGAGGCUUUGGAGCUGCCAAAAACCUGAGCACGUUUGCGGUGGACGGAAAAGACUGCAAGGUCAAUAAGGAUGUGGAGAGAGUCCUGAGGGAGUUCCACGGGGCUGGGAAGCCCAUCGGCUUGUGCUGCAUCGCGCCUGUCCUCGCAGCCAGAGUGCUCCGAGACAUCGAGGUCACUGUGGGUCAUGAACAGGAGGAGGGCGGCAGGUGGCCUUACGCUGGGACUACAGAGGCCAUCAAGGCCCUGGGUGCAAAGCAUUGUGUGCAGGGUGUAACCGAAGCUCACGUGGAAAAAAAUAAGGUGGUCACGACCCCGGCCUUCAUGUGUGAGACCUCACUCCACCACAUCCACGACGGGAUCGGAGCCAUGGUGAAGAAGGUGCUGGAACUCACGGGAAAGUGACAUGCUGCUGAUGGACCGUCUCCAAGCCGGGCCUCUGGCAGGACUUGCUUUUGUGUUUAGAGCUGUAGGUGUUUCCUGCUGUAUGCAGGUGGCUCAGCUUUACUCCUUUCACGUGGACAAGAGUCCACACCCCGGCUCCACUGACCCUGAGGAGCAGUGGUGACUUGCCUCACCGUGUGUCCUGAAAACUGAGAUGUAAAUCUGGUAGAGAAAUACCGUUCCAUGCUCUUAGGUUCGGUGGUUCAAGAUACUUAGGUUUUGGAAGAAAAAAAAAUUUCAAGGCUACAAGUCUGAUAAUCAGAAAACCAGAAGUACCACAUUUCUGGUUUAAAAAAUGUUCUCUGAAGUAAAUAUGUGCUAAUUAAAACAAGGGAAUUUCUGCAGCAGGCAGUCCCUUUAGCCAUGGAGAUUUAACUCCUUUCCACUGUGGGAACUUCAGACAGCUGUGUUUCAGGCCUGCUGAAACUGGCGAUGGGAGGUACAAAUAAAGCUCCUUAAACUAACCCAGGCUCUCUGAAAAGGAGCCUUCACUAAUGCAGAGGAAAUCACUAAUGCUCGGCCUCUGGAUGUGACUGUGAAGUUGACACGUAGCCAUGGGAUCUUUGUGUGGCAAAGCUUGUGUUAAAAAGGAAAAAUGCAGGAGGCUGGUGUGUGAUGGGGGGAACAUGUCUCAGCUGGAAGACUGGCUGGCUGCAUACUUCACCCAUUCCAGAGCAUUCUUUCCCUUCUGAUCCAGCAUAGGUGGGGGUAGGCAGCCCUGGGCAGGUGGAUUGCUAGAAAGUUAUCCCCUGUGGUCUAGUUUUCAGGUGCUGGCCAGAGCUAGCUUUAGGCCUGCAGGGAGGGCAACGUAGAGCCUUGUUUACUUGGAAUCUCCCCUAUUGCAGGAGGGAAACUGACCUACAGUGCCUCUGUAGGGGAGGUUGGCCCCUACUGUUCCCCACACUGGAGGAGUUUCUGGAACCUUCACAGCCCCAGUUCUUGGCAGCCUGUCUGUUGCACUGCAGCUGGGUCUCGGAAGGCCUCACAGGACCAGAGCCCACGGCACCUACCAUGCUGGCUAGGAGAGCCCUUGUCUGAGGUGGCUGCAGAGCUUGCUUAGGCUUUGGCUUCCCUGUCUUUGUAAGCACGUUUAUGGGAACUAGACACUGAAUCUCCACAGUGAACUCGUCGCAGAGCCACUGUUCACACUUGGCGUGACAGUGCCAACCCCAGGCCACAUGACAGUUCACAUGGAGGGACUCCUGCCUGCCACAGUGCAUCACCACACCUGUGCUCUGAUGGCAGGAAGCCUUUCCCCUCAUGGCUUCUCUCCUGUGCGUCCUCCCUUGGGUAAGUGCUCCCCAGGGUUGUCUACCUGGCCUGUUCCGGUGGGUGUUCCCAUAGGUCUCCUGUUUCCCCAUGCUUCACACCUCGUGGGAGCCAUGUGCAGUGGACUGUGUGUGUUUCACUUCGGUACCUGAUGUCAAGCCAUUUUCCUAAGGGUCUGUGCUCCUCGACGUUCCCUCUGGCAAUGCUUGGGUGCUCUGCUUCCUCGCCAUCUCAUUGGCACCUGAGUCCCUCAGGAUCUUUGGCCAUAAGGGUGGUGAUGGCAUCCCUGAGGUUUUUGUUGGCAUCUCCUGUGCUGGUGGCCUCUGGGUGUCCCUUUGGUAAAAUGCCUGCUUGGCCCCCUUGUCUUUCUGUUUGCUGGCUGGAGUUCCUUAUGCAGUCCAGGUGCAACUCCUCUGUUGGGUGAGAGGAUUUGUGGCUCUCCUUUGUGGAUUCUGGUAAGCAAGCACACCCCGGUUUGCUUCUGCUGAGGAAACUUCUCCCCCAUCACAAAUCCUCUGUCCUCGCUGUCCCUGGAAGCUGUGUCACAUCCCCUUCAUGUCAGACCAGCAGUCAGUUGUGAGCCCACCACUGGACUUGCCUUUCCUGGAAAUGCCACAGAGGUACCAGCUGAACACAGAGCUACAGUGGCCAAGAAACUCACUACAGGGCAGAGACAGGUGCCAUGUGGACCCCACAGCCACACCCACAUAAGGCCUCUCACUUGGCUGGGGCAUUCUUAGCCACUAUGGGAUCGUAAAGUACCCAAAAUGGAACUCAGACUCAGGAGGUGACUGGGCGCCUGAUUUCUCUCCCUCCUUCACCUUAGGUGUGCCACCACAGGGCAGGGAACCAGAGGGAGAUGAGGACUUGAAGAAGUGCUAGGGAACUGACCUGUUAGCUAGCACUUGCACGGUCCUAUGGACGCACCCUUAGGCUGCCUUUACUCUGAUGUGAAAAUAUCUGAUUCAAAGAUGCAGUACCAAGCAUCUUUUCUCCUCCCUGCUUCCCAUGGUCAUGACCACCGAUGCUCAGUGCUUCUGAGAGGCUGCACCAUGGUCUCUGCACCUGUUGAGGUAGCCCUAGCCCCUGGGAGGCUUCCUGCAACAUCCCUCCUGUGCAGACAGACUCUGCCUGCCUAGGGUCUGCAGGUGAGGCUGAGUCAGGGUGCAGGAACAUGCUGGAACCUGUGCUUUGUUAGUUUAGGUAGUUCUGGGUCAUUGGAAAGCCCAAUGAGGGGUCUGAGCCAGCAGUGCCAGCCAUGACUUGUGUGGCGGGGAGUAGUGCAUGCCAGGAGCCAUUCAGGUGAUGGGGAGACUAGCGAACAUGCCCCCAGUCCUUAUGGAGCUGGGACAGGCAUGCCAGCACACAGUCUGCUUAGUACCAGGGACUGUUAGAACAGGAUGUAAGGACAAGCUAGGAAGGAGUGGGCACUUCCAGGAAUGGGCAAGAUGGUUAGGGGAGGGGACAGAGGCCCAGUGGGGAGAGAAGCCAGCCAGAGAGUUGAUGGAUAGCCCUAAGUGGGUGAGAGGAGGUACUAGUGACUGGUGCAAGACCUAGAGGUUACUAGAUCCUAGAGAUCACUCAGCCCCAGAGAGGCUGCAGAUUUGGUGGUUUUGGGCACGACCACCAGGGGGCGCAGCAGACCUGUCUGGGGGUCACACCCCAGGCUCCUGAGCCACCUCUGGCAGCACCAUCAGGACUAGUGCUUGUCGUUUUCAGAAGCCUUCCUGGGACCCCACAUGUCCUACACCUGUGCCCUGUCUCUCUGGUCUUUUUCCAGGCACCUCCACCCAGGUCACUGGGCUCUAGGCUGAGGAUGUGCCAAGUUCUCAGCUGCUCCCUACCUGCUCCACCAUUCCCAGCUGUUUCACAACUGCCUUCCUUCCAUUUCUGCUUUCCACCCUUCCCACUUGCUCCUCCUUCCCACCGCUCGACUCCCUGCACCUGAUCCAGGUGUCCCUCUCAGCCCUUAUUCCCUGAGGAGGUCUCCUAACCUCCAGGCCAUCUUGGGCCCCUCUCCUUCCUCUUUCCCUCCUCCCUAUCUCCAGACCCCUGUCCAGUGAGGCCUCCACCUCCAACCCUUCUUGACUGUGGACUCUCCAUCCACUGGAUGCCAAGUGUGGAGCAGAGCUCCACACAUGCUCCUUCCUGCCUCCAUCUUGGGACCAUGGUAGACUGGCUCUCUGCCAUAAACUGGUUCCAGGUGCUCCACCCCUGUGCCCACUUUAGUCACCAGGCCACACCUGGACCCCUGCAGCUCCCUGUGGCCUCUCCUUCCACACCGCCUUCACCCUCCAGCCCCUAGCACUGUGUCACUGUGCUGAGAGGAUGUCUCUACUCCCUGGCCAAGCAGGUGCCCCUCUCCUGCUGCUCUCUCUUGGAUAGCUGUCACUGGCUUGUCAUCUGUCUUCCCAAUGCACAGAGAGCUGAGGGUAGUCACCAAGUUGGUUCACACAUUGUGGUCUCCCAGGCACAGGUCCACCCCCAGCCCUAAAGGUGGUGGACUCCUGACAUGAAUCAUGCUGUGUAACUGGAGGCCUAAGGCCCAUGACCAGACGUGCCUGCCCUCGAGCUGUCUCCAAGACACCCCCCACCUCCAUGCCUUCCUCAUCCUGUAUGACUUCCCAUCAUACCAAGCUGUUUGCAUUUUUCAAAAAUAGGCUUUUUUAGAGCAGUUUUGGAUUCAUAGCAAAACUUGUGGAAGGUGCAGAGAUUUCCCUGCUUCCCCUCAGUCUCCGUCAUUAUUAGUCCCCCCAGGGAGUAUGUUUGUUACAAUUGAACCCACAUUGGCACACCAUUGUCACCCAUAGGCCAUGGUUUGCGUCAGGAUUCACUCGUGUUAGACGUUCUAUGAGUUGGACAAAUGUUCAAGGACAUAGCCACCACUGCAGUGUCUUACAGAAUAGUUUUGCUGCCCUAAAAGUCCUCUCUGUACCACCUCCUCAUCCCUCACUCUCCCCCAGCCCCUAACAACCACCAGCUGUUUUGUGUCUCUGCAGUUUUGCAUUUUCCAGAAUGUUGCAUAUGUGAAAUCCUACAGUUUGCAGUCUUUUUAGAUUGGCUUCUUUCACUUACUAAUAUGAAUUUAAGGUUCUUCCGUGUAUAUUCUUAGCUUGUUAGCUCAUUCUCAGUGCUGAAUACUAUUCCAUUGUCUGGAUAUACCACUGUCCAUGCACUCAUCUACUGAAGGAUAAAGUUGCUAUAAGCAUCCGUGUGUGGGGUUUUGAGUGGACAUGGGUUUCCAACUUCUUUGGGUCAAUACAAGGAAUGCAAUGUGGUAUUUGCCUCUGUAUAUCUUCUUUGGCAGGUGUUUGUUGAGGGGUUUUGACCAUUUUAGUUGGUUGUUCAUUUUCUGAU
Molecule: messenger RNA, 6333 nt
Organism: Castor canadensis (American beaver)
Lineage: Eukaryota; Metazoa; Chordata; Mammalia; Rodentia; Castoridae
Gene: Gatd3
Product: glutamine amidotransferase class 1 domain containing 3
Cellular component (GO): mitochondrion
Source: RefSeq, a predicted model, not a curated record